UGUGUCUGGUGGUUGAUUUAUGCAGAAAUCCUGAAAACCCGUGGAACUGCGGCUCCAUCUGAGAGAGGGAGGUGACCGUCCGCACACUCACGGGUUUGUCCCUUUCGAGCUGCCGUAUCAACUGAACGGCGGUCACAUGGCCUGCCGUGUGACGAGGCUGGGCUGCUGCUGUCCUCCUCCUCCUCCUCUCUCUGUCUCGGAGUUUCACCUGUUCCGCUGGAAUUCACCAACGUUUUACACCCGCUCUGGUCCCGUGGAAGGGUUUGGUGCCUGCUGUGGGUCUGAGCUCCUGCUCGUGAUGGAGAAGGACUGGGGUGGGCAUUGCCCUCAGUCAGGUGUGCUAUGAGUUUUUGGAUUACUCCCGCUGUGCCAUAAUACACCCAGCGCAUCAGUUUCAGCCUGUGCCCCAUGGCCUCCGGGUACCCGCCUCCAUUCGAAGGCUCGGCUGAGGUCAAGGAGGGCUUUCUUUGCCCCCUGUGUCUGAAAGACCUGCAGUCCUUCUACCAGCUGCAGGACCACUAUGAGGAGGAGCACUCUGGAGACAACCGCCAUGUUGGUGGACAAAUAAAGAGUUUAGUACAGAAGGCCAUAAAGGCUAAAGACAAGCUCCUGAAGCGGGAUGGAGAUGAGAGGACAGAGACCAGCUAUGAAUCUUUCUACUAUGGGGGAGUGGACCCCUAUAUGUGGGAGCCUCAAGAAUUGGGAGCCACUCGGAGUCACCUGGAUCUUUUUAAGAAACACAGAGCUGCUAGGAUUGACCAUUAUGUCAUCGAAGUCAACAAACGCAUCAUUAGACUGGAGAAGCUCACUUCCUUUGACAGAACCAACAUGGAUGCUGGGAAGAUAAGAGCAUUGGAGAAGUCAGUGGUGCCCUGGGUGAGUGAUCAGGACGUACCGUUCUGCCCAGACUGUGGAGGCAAGUUCAACAUCAGAAACCGGCGCCAUCACUGCCGUCUUUGUGGCUCCAUCAUGUGCCGGAAGUGCAUGGAGUUUGUGCCCCUACCGCUGGCAUAUAAGUUAACCAGCAGCACUCGAGAGGCACUGUGUGUGCCAGGCAGUCCAGGAAAGGGUGGGUCUCCUGGAGCAGGAGGUCCUGUAGUGCAGCAGCUUCCACGCCGUGGUUCUAUCAGCAGCCUUUCUUCAGUCAGCUCUGUGCUGGAAGAGAAGGAUGAAGACCGUAUCCGCUGCUGCAGCCACUGUAUGGACGCCCUGCUCCGUCAUCAGCACAAACUGGAAGAGAAAGACCACGUGCCUGACAUCGUCAAACUCUACGAGAGGUUGAGGAUGUGUAUGGAGAAGGUGGAUGAGAGGGCUCCAGAGUACAUCCGCAUGGCUGAGUCACUCAAUGCUGGCGAGACGACCUAUAACCUGGAAACUGCUGGUGGUCUUAGGCUGGAGGUGCAGAAAUACUAUGAGCAUAUUGAUGCUCUUAGUAAGAAGAUUCUAACACUAGGACUAAAAGAUGAGGUGCAGCCCCACCCGAAGACUCUCCAGCUGCAGAGGAUGGUCCGCUACUCAGCAACAUUAUUUGUGCAGGAAAAGCUGUUGGGUCUGAUGUCUCUUCCUACAAAGGAGAAAUAUGAAGAGCUGAAAGAGAAGAGGAGAGAGGAGCAGGAGAAGAGGAUCCAACAGGAGAGACAGGCAGCUCUGGAGGCACAAAAGCGACGUUCUGAAAUGGAGAAGAACCGCCCGAUCCUCAGUGCUAAUGGAGAUGCCCCUCGCCUUGCCCAGGGUCCUCGCAUGACCAAAGCUGGGGGCUGGCUGCCCUCUUCGGACGCCGUCCACUCACGCAGUCGCGAACUGGAUGACCCUUUGCUGCAGCAGAUCAACAACAUCGAGUCGUUCCUGCGACAGGCGCGGGCGGCCAAUCGCACCGACGAGAUCGCCAUGCUGGAGGAGAACCUGCGGCAGCUGCAGGACGAGUUUGAUGCCCAGCAGACCAGCCGGGCCAUCGAGCUGUCUCAGCGGCUGGCCGAGGAGGAAAGCUUGCAGCAGAGCCAACUCCAAUACCUGGAGCAGAGGGAACUGGAGAGCAAACUACACACCAGAGAGCGCUCUUUAGAUUUUGGAGAAGAAAAGAAUGUAGAAGAACAUGGGGUAACUGGAAGCAACUCAAGAGAAGAUUUGAAUGUAAGCCCAGUGCUUAGUCCACUGCUUAAGACUCAAUCCAUAAAGUCUUUCCCACGAUUACCAGGGAAUUCUCCACCACUGCAGAGAGACGAGCGUACACCAACUCCCCCUGCUGGAGAGACACUGAACAGCAGCACCAGUGCUUCACUAAAUCCAUUUGAUGAAGAUGCCACUCCAAUUGAGGAAGACCCAACAAACCCUUUCAGCGAGGAAAUCCAGAAAGAACAUGGCCAAGCAUCUAGCAGAAAAAACAAAGAGUACAACCCUUUCGAGGACAAGGAGGAUCAGGAGAGAGAAGGGAAAGAAAGUGGACCCAGAAACCCCUUUGAAGACGAUGUUGACAACGAUGACAAAGGUAACCCUUUCAAAGAGACGUCAAACCAGACGCCAGCUGCCUCAACCAAUCCCUUUGAUGAAGAUGACGAUGGCCCGGCAGUGGACGACAUAAUCGAGGAAGAGUUGCUGCUCCAGCAGAUUGAUAACAUCCGUGCAUACAUAUUUGAUGCCAAGCUGAGUGGACGCACAGACGAAGUGGAGCUACUGUCACAAAACCUGAGGGAGCUACAGAGCACCCUACAGGAGCAAAAGAGGAAAACGCACUGACCACCGUCCACAAACCUUCUCUUUUUCAGUGUCACUCCUGUUGUGGUCAAAUGUCAAGAGAAUACUGGAACGAAGGACACAUUUAAAGCAUCUUUAAAUGUCUUGCCAUUUUUCUCUGCUGAUACGUGCACACAGAACAUAAGGCAGACUAGAGCUUGCCUCAUAGGAGUGUGCUGACAGAAGCACAAAGGCAUGAAGUUACAACUGAGCACUUCUUUGAAGUUCUUCAGUAGAGGCAUAUAGGGUUGGAGAAAACAAGACUUGGUUAUUAGCAGUUACACCUGGAGAAUUUCUGAUUUGCAUACAUGAACAUACCAUUAUGUCUUUGAAGUUUAUGUCUUGGUUAUUUUAAGUGACAUCUAAGGUUCCAAUAUUGUUUAACUCAGUCAUGAUCCAAACAAGCAACUCAAUUGAAAUGUCCUGCACUUUCAGCACAGGGACACCACAAAUGACUUAUAUUCAAGGCAUGAAAAUUUUAUUAAAUUAGUUUCCAACAAGUUUCAAUAGACUGAUCAUGACCCUACUGUCAACAUGUGAAAACUGUCUAGUUCUAAAGAUUUGAUGAAAAAUAAUCAAAACAAUGAGAAUUUAAAAAGAAGCGUAGUAAUAACUUUUUUCAGUACUCCAUGUCAGGUUAGACAAUUAAAUAUUCGAAAAAGGUAGGCUAGUACAGGCAUUUGGAAAGGAAAAAGAAAGCAUUCAGAAGAAGGAAAUAUUAUGGAAGUUUAAUAAUUAACUGGAGGCACCAGUGAUACAAAUACAGUUUGCUAAUUUGGCUUCCAGCCUACUUGUUUUCCUUGAUCGAUUUUAGCACGUCAGCAUGGCCACACAGUUGCAAAGCAUGUCUGAUGUCUCUGCACGCAGAUAUAGGAAUGCAUCUCUUGCAUUACUACAAGACUUGCAGGUAGUUUUAUACGUUCAUUGAAAUCAACACGCACAAUCCGCCGCUCUAGAACUGAUGCUGAUUUCCUUGCAGCCGAAUUGGCCUUUUCUGUUAACCUGCAGCUCACACUGUGUGGGCUAAAUGAAACUAAAGGUGACCAAUUGCAUUUUUUGUGGUGGUGGUUGUUAAAAGAGGAAUUUGAAAACAUAAGCUGCAUUUUAUUACAACAUUAUUCACAGUUGAGCCCCUGCAACGAGAAACCAUAUUAACCAUUUCGCCCUUUUUUUUUUUUUUUUUGGAUUGUACAGCCUUUUACAUUAAAAGCCAAACUAUGCUUUCUUUACAUUUUUGAUGUCCGCUUUAUUUUAAAUACCGGGCAUCAAACAGUGCCAUACAAUGCCUGAAUGAUUUUUACAAAUUAAUUUCACAAAUAGUUUUUUGUUGCAAGGCCUCAAUUGUUUUACGUAUGUAUAAGUUUUACGUAUUAGGAAAUUUAACUGGAAGUCUGGCGCUCUUCAGCUUUCAGGCCUAAAGCCUAAAAUUGUAUGUGCUGGCCAAAAAGGCCUAGGGCUGAAUUUAAAGGAAAUCACAUUUCAUUGCAACAUUAAUCAUAAAUUUCUACAUAAAACACAGAAGCAUAUUCCAGUUAUAGCAGCAUUCAAAUACAGCGCGAGUAAACUCACCUGGGUUUGUUUUUACGUCGGAUCAGGCACCCCUAAUGAACAUUUUUCACAUGUUGGCCUAGUAUGAUGCCACAUAUGAGCUUGUGGAAGUGAAAGUGGUAGAAUUUCCCCUUCAGGCAGUUUGAGUGUAGUACCGCUGUGCUGGUAGACUCUACAUAUGUUUAUGUAACUAAUUGCAACUUUAGUUUUGCAAAGGCUUCUCUACACAGUAUCGCAUCUUUUACAGUCUUCUACAGUCCUUUCCAGUGGCCGUGUUGGAUGUUUGCUUAAUUAUAUUUUAAUUCUGUAUCUAAACUUGACAUAUGAGAUGGAUAUUUUGUCUAACACUAAACCAGUUCUUUGUUGUUUCUUCCUCUAGACAACUUCACUUUAAUUGAGGACUGUUGAUGUUCUUUUGAUUGUUGUAUUGAGGUUUAUUUAUCAUGAUUAAGCAGUAUUUCAGUACCACUAAGAACACGUCUGUACAGGGCCAAACGCAGAACGUUUUCUAAACACGUUCUUCUAACAAGCAGGCCUAAGUAAUGUGUUUAUGGCUAAGGUGAAUUAAAUGUCUGGUAGCUUUUGAAUAAAAAUGCCUGUUCACAUUCAGAGCCAUCAGAACAAAACCACUGCACUAAUAAACAUGACCAAGUAAGAACAGAGUGGUCAAAUGUA
Molecule: messenger RNA, 4953 nt
Organism: Pygocentrus nattereri (red-bellied piranha)
Lineage: Eukaryota; Metazoa; Chordata; Actinopteri; Characiformes; Serrasalmidae
Product: rabenosyn-5
Exons: 12
Coding region: 409-2733 (774 amino acids)
Molecular function (GO): metal ion binding
Source: RefSeq, a predicted model, not a curated record